Pundamilia nyererei is the source of this 780-nucleotide messenger RNA. RefSeq lists its product as uncharacterized. The coding region runs from base 1 to 780 and encodes 259 amino acids. Lineage: Eukaryota; Metazoa; Chordata; Actinopteri; Cichliformes; Cichlidae. Gene Ontology annotation, cellular component: plasma membrane. Gene Ontology annotation, molecular function: transmembrane signaling receptor activity. The record is from RefSeq and is a predicted model, not a curated record. The transcript has 5 exons.
AUGGUGGCCUCAGAAGUGCUAGAGGUGAGCGGCCGUGUUGGUGGUGAGGUCUCCAUCCUCUGCUCCGGUAGCUGGAACAGAGACAGCGGUGCCAAACACAACAGCAUGUAUUUCUGCAAAGGAGUCUGCUCCAGCGAAAGCAUUCUCAUUCAGAGCGAGAGGAGGCGAUCCACCGUCGCAAGUCAAGGGAGAUACAGCAUUAACAAUGGCAGAGAAGAUGGAGCCUUCAAUGUGGCCAUAAAGAAGCUGGAGAAAGCGGACACAGGGAGAUAUCGCUGUGGAGUGGAGAAAACCUUGAAUGUGUUGUAUCGGGAAAUUAAUCUCAUAGUUGUAGAAGCUUCCACUGUUCCCAGAUCUCCUUCCUCCACUACUAUCAUUCCGAACAAAACAGCACUUCUGUCACAUGACAGCUUUACAUCCAGCACCGAGCAAUCACCAGCACCAUCUUCACCCUCAGAUGGAAAGAGAAACAGACAUGAAGCAUCCCGACUCACAGACACUACAAUGGUCAUCAUUGUCUCAGGGAGCUUAGCUCUUCUGGUCUGUGCCAUCAUCCCUGUUAUUUUCUAUGGACACUGGCGGAGUCACACAGGUCCGAACAGAGCUGAAGACAACAAGGAUGAGGGUGAUCAUCGGGAGGAAAAUACAGAUGUUGGAUCUGGUCAGGUUGCAGUGGAGCUGCAGGCCUUUGAGUCAGAUGUUGCUCCAGAGACCGAUGAUAAUUACACCUCCGAAUAUGCUGCCAUCUAUGAGGCACGAGAACCUCAAACCAUGGACUGA